Messenger RNA from Chenopodium quinoa (quinoa), 621 nucleotides. Its product is annotated as protein FAR-RED IMPAIRED RESPONSE 1-like. NCBI's taxonomy places the organism in Eukaryota, Viridiplantae, Streptophyta, Magnoliopsida, Caryophyllales, Amaranthaceae. The coding region runs from base 1 to 621 and encodes 206 amino acids. The transcript has 2 exons. The record is from RefSeq and is a predicted model, not a curated record. Gene Ontology annotation, biological process: regulation of DNA-templated transcription.
AUGUUUGGAUGUGCUUUUAUUACAAAUAAAACUACAGAAACUUUCGAAUGGGUACUUGAAACUUUCAAAAAGUCUAUGGCUGGAGCAAAACCAAAGACAAUUUUCACUGAUCAAGAUCAAGCGAUGAGCAAUGUAAUUGCAAAGGUUUUACCAAAUUCAAGACAUAGGUUGUGUUUGUGGCAUCUCCAAAAAAAAUUUGUAUCAAGAUUUGGCCAGCUAAAAAGCAAUGAAGAUUUCAAGAACAUGUUUGACAAAUGCUUAUAUGGCUAUGAUGAUGAGAAAGAAUUUGAUGAUUGUUGGAAUGAUAUGAUUCAAAAGUAUGGAUUAGAAGAGAAAGAGUGGUUUGAUAGACUGUAUGAAUUAAGACAUAAAUGGUGUCCUGUGUUUAGCAAAGACAUAUUAUGUGCUGGAAUUUUGUCGUCCCAAAGAUCUGAAAUUACAAAUAGAGCAAUAUCAUUAAAAGCCAACAAAAAAAAUUCAUUGUAUGAAUUCUUUCAUAUAUUUGAAGCUACAUUACAAAGGUGGAGAAGCAAUGAAAAGGCAGAUAACUUUAAACGUAAAACAAAAAAGCCAAAGACAAAAUGCAAACUCUUGAAACAGGCUGCUGAAAUUACACUCUGA